Portunus trituberculatus (swimming crab) is the source of this 1584-nucleotide messenger RNA. RefSeq lists its product as uncharacterized. The record is from RefSeq and is a predicted model, not a curated record. NCBI's taxonomy places the organism in Eukaryota, Metazoa, Arthropoda, Malacostraca, Decapoda, Portunidae. The transcript has a single exon. The coding region runs from base 1 to 1584 and encodes 527 amino acids.
AUGAGUGACACUGUGGAGCCGUCAUUUGGCAAAAUAAAAGGCUACACGAAGUGGGUGAGGAAGGAUCGUAUCGGCAGGGCAGGUGGAGGUGUGGCUGUUUGCUUUAAAAAUGGCCUCCAGACCCAGGAACUGUCAGUAGACCUUCCUCAGCAAAUGGAAGCACUUUUCUUCCGAAUAGUGCUGACUGACAACAGUGGCUUGCUGCUCUGUGUACUAUAUCGCCCCCCCAGGCAAGGCCGAUUCUCGCUUGACUUCCUGGCGGAGGAGAUGGACAACUUGCUCCAACGCCACGGCUGCAAGAACGUCCUCAUCGUGGGAGAUCUAAAUUUCCAUCUCGAGCAGCAAGCUUACAACAACUUAGUGACAGUGUCCGGCCUCACCAACCACGUCACAUUUCAGACCCACGAAAGAGGAGGCCUGCUCGACCCAGUAUUAUCAGACCUCCCGGAAGAAAGAAUAUUGUGUCAGCAGCUGGAUAAAGUGGGUAGUUCGGACCACCACGCCGUACUGACGAAGAUCCAGCUACAUGUGGCGAGGGAAAAAGCUGCACCUCGAACCAUCUGGCUAUGGGAGCAAGCUAGCUGGCGUGACAUGAGGGGCGCACUGACAGCCACAGACUGGCAGACGGUGCUCACGGGAGACGCGGAGGAGAUGACUAACGCUCUCACCUCAAUCCUGGCCACACUACAGGACCGCCACGUCCCUCACCGCACAUACCUCGCCAAGGCCACAAACCCCCAAUGGUUUGGCUUCCGCUGUCAGAUAGCUGCCGAAGCCAAGUAUGCAGCAUGGAGGAGAUACAAGCAGCGCCCGUCACAACACAACCUCACCAUGCACCGAGCUGCUUGUAAGAGAAUGACUGACACCUCCAAGUGGGCGAGGAAACACUGGGAGCAAGACCUCAGGAGAAAGCUCACAGGCCCAGGAGUUGGAGAUAAGACGUGGUGGACACUGGUCAAGGAGAGGCAGGGUGUGAUGCGGCAGGAGAGCGUGCCCCCCCUCACCAGGCAGGACGGAACCACUGCCUCAAGCAGUGAUGACAAGGCUGCACUCCUGGCAAAAUUAUUUGCAGAAAAAAUGCAGGUUGAGUGCCCCACACGCCCCCCUCCAGUGCUACCCCGGGAGACAGCGCACACCAUCACCUCAAUACCCAUCACCACGGAGCUGGUGGAAAAAGCACUCGGGCAACUGGACGCAGGGAAAGCCACGGGCCCAGACGGAAUCAGCCCCCGGGUGCUGAAACAAUGUGCCAGGGAACUGUCAGUGCCUCUUGCUGCUAUUUUUUCUGCCUGCCUGGCAGAAAAAAAGUGGCCAGCAUCCUGGAAGGAGGCAUACGUGGUCCCUGUGCAUAAAAAAGGGUCCAAGUCUGACCCAAGGCACUACCGACCCAUCUCCCUGCUGUCUGUGAUGGGUAAGGUGUUCGAAAACUGGUGGCAGCCGUCAUAUGGCAGCACCUGGAUGAACACCAGCUUCUCUCACCCCACCAGUUCGGGUUUCGGCCAGGUCGAUCUACUUCCGAUCUCCUUCUCCUACUCUCCCAGGAAUGGCAGGACACCCUUGACGAAGGCCUGGACACGCUCGUAG